CUGGGAAAAAAACAGGGCUGAAGUCUUGCAACCCUUACAACAAAAGGACCACGUCGUUGUUUUGGGUGAUGGCAGAAUGGACUCCCCUGGUCAUUGUGCGCAGUUUUGCACUUACACCACCAUAGAGCAAGACUCCAGGGACAUUGUUUACAUCGUCUCUGUGGACAAGAGAGAAACUAACAGGAACUCUGUCAUCAUGGAGAGAGAAUGCUUUGUUCGCACAAUGGAGGCUCUUCUUCCAGAACUCAAAAUCAAAGAGGUGGUCACUGAUGCCCACCCACAAAUCACAGCAUUGCUGAAUCCAGAACGCGGAAAGUAUAAAGCAUGGGGGAUCCAACACUCCCUGGAUAUCUAGCAUGCAGCUAAAAGUCUCGGCAAGAGGCUUCGACGGGUUGGGACAACGAAAAACCAUUUUUGGUUCUGUAGUAAGCACGCCGAAACAGAGGAGCAGUUCAAGAUGAUGUGGUAUGGAGUGGUGCACCAUGUCUGCAAUAAACACACUUGGGCAAAUGGUAGCUGCCAGCAUGACCCGCUGGAGGAAGGCAGCCAGACUAAGCCUUGGAUCACACAAGGUUCAGCGGCACACCAGGCACUGGCUGGAGUUGUUUUUGACAAGAGAUGGUUGAGCCUGGUAAAAAAGUUCCUCAACUUCAGGACCACAUCUGACUUGGAGUCUUUCCAAAAUCACAUCCUCAUGUACUGUUCAAAGCGACAUGCCUACACACCAUUUGUCUACAGGACGAGGACACUGCUGGCUGCAAUUGACUACAACCUGCACAAUCGACGCCUUCCUGCACGGAACCGGGAUGGACAAAAAAUUUACAGACGGGCAUACAAUAAGAAGUCCAAGAUCUGGAGUGCCUACGUUAUGAAGGAGAAGAAGCAGUACACGUACAUCCCAGACAUUCAGAGGGCAAUUCUUGCAAGGCGGCUGGCAAGUGGCACAGGCCUUCCCCGCACAGUGACUCUGAGGCCUGCCGACCCAAGGCGCCUUGGUUUGCUAGCACCGGAACAGCCACCACCUACAGCAGAACUUGUCAGCAAACAUGUCUCUCGCGGGGACAUGGAGCACAGAGACACAGAGGACUGA
This is a messenger RNA of Sardina pilchardus (European sardine), 1090 nucleotides long. RefSeq lists its product as uncharacterized. Bases 458 to 1090 code for a protein of 210 amino acids. The transcript has 9 exons. The record is from RefSeq and is a predicted model, not a curated record. NCBI's taxonomy places the organism in Eukaryota, Metazoa, Chordata, Actinopteri, Clupeiformes, Clupeidae.